This is a messenger RNA of Aphis gossypii (cotton aphid), 2818 nucleotides long. RefSeq lists its product as uncharacterized. Lineage: Eukaryota; Metazoa; Arthropoda; Insecta; Hemiptera; Aphididae. The record is from RefSeq and is a predicted model, not a curated record. The coding region runs from base 875 to 2758 and encodes 627 amino acids. Gene Ontology annotation, molecular function: protein binding. The transcript is spliced from 10 exons.
AUUUUAUUCUAAUAUUUUUGAUAUUUUAAUGUAUUUAUAAAGUUUUUAAUAUAAUUUUUCGGUUUUAUAGUACGUUUUAUAAUUUUCUAAGUUAUUAUUUUAUUAUUAUACGAGUUCAUUGGGAUUAGUAAAUGAUGUGUACUCCUAAUUUAUGAUGUAGUUUGCCUACAAAAUAUAAAUUUAGUAUUGAGAUUCUGUAAAUAUAAUAUAAUACUCAAUAGUAAUAAUAAGGUAUUUUGUAACAAUUCAGCAAGGUGGCAACUAGACGGAGACGUUAAAUAAUAUUUAUUAAAAUAGCAUUAUUAGUGUUGUUAAUUCGUUAUAUAACAAUAAUUUAUUGUAAUAAAUUAGGUAAUGUUUAGAGAUAUUAUGUUGAAUUAUUUUAGACAAUUUAAUCAAAGAUGUGUGCAUAACAAACCAGAUAGACUCCUAAGAAUUUGCUUAAAAUAAUUAAAAGCUCCCCUGGCUCCCCCCAUCAAUUUUAAAACUCAACUUGGGCCUACGUUCAGUGAUUAUCGAGACUUAGAAGUCAAUGGGUAUUACGGAAAUAGGAAGUCCGAAUCUCUAAUGGGCAGACAGUGCAGACUGCUAAGUGCUGAUUCGUAACCAUAGAGUAAUAUUACUUUAAAAAUAUGUGGCUCGUAACUUAGCAAGCAGCUAAUCCGCGGAUCAUGAAUUCAUGUCACCGUUUUACCGUAAAUAAUAGUAAUCACCUGAAUGCAACGAAUAACAUUGAUGGAGUAGGCAACGCCGCCGAGUAUAGACCAAAACAAAAUAAAAUGCGAACUGGCAACGCUUCCGAGCCGUGGUAGUAUCAAAAAUUCAAAAUUCAAAUAUAGCAGACAAAUAUCCCAUUUUUUUUUUGGAAAGGAAGAUGACCAUCAAUCUGGCCCAGGAGUUUGAGUACACGAGCAAAUUCAUUUCGUGCGUAUCCGUUGACAAUUCGUUCGUCUUCUCGACGGACGAAGAAGGUCUGCUGAUCGUUGAUAUCCAGUCUGACCUGUUCAGACCGUCUGCAGACCUCAAGGUAUUUAGGACGUCAAUCCCAUUCUCAAAGGAAAAACCAUUUGAAGAUAAAAAUUUCAAAGAAAUACGUUACCAAAGACCAGUAGUGUGUCAAGAACACAAUUUAGCAGUAUAUCCCAAUAGUAAGAAUUGGCAUGUUAUUUACAUGGGAAACAACAGCAAUAUAGUGUUUUUAGAAAAAAAUAAUAAUAAAUGGAUAGAAAAAUUAAGUGACAUACCACACAAAUGGUUUUUAAUGGUAUCUAAGAAACCUUGUUUCUUAAUUGACAAAAAGAAUCUUAAUAGUCUUAAAACUGAAAAUCGAAUUCUUUAUUAUUGCCGUGAAAAAGAAAAGUCUUUACAAAUUAAAAAUUUUGUUUUUACUCACACUUUGAAACAUGAAAAUGAAGUAGAAGUUUAUGGAACAAUAUGUUGUCAUUUAAAUAGUAUGUUGACAUUUUGGUCAACUUCGUCAGAAAAAUCUGUUUUUUUGACUGAGUUUGAAUUUCACAGUGUUUCUAUAAAACAUAUUAAAUGGUUUCGGAUAUCAAAUGAAUUAUCUUGGUUAGUAGUUUCUUUGACAAAUGGUCAAGUUUUUGUUCAUGAAAUAUUGAACUAUCCUAAUAUAAAUAAUACAUUUAUUUUGUGGCCGGAUGAAGACUUCGCCUGUGUGAAAAACAUUCGAGUAGAAAGUAUUUCAAAUGACCAAUGUCUCAUAUUUUUUACAAAAAUGUCAUUUGUACUGGUGAUGUUGUAUUCACUGACUAAAAAACAAAUUUUAUCGAUAAAAAAAGAAAUGAUUCCUAAGACUGCAAUUAUAACUGGUUUUACAAUUGUAUUAGAAAAAAAUUUGUUAAUACUAGUAACGGAUGUUGGUAAAUUUAUUUGUAUGUAUUUUUCUACUAUAAAAUCAGAAGUAAAUUAUUCUUUAAAAAUAGUAGAUAACAAUUUUAGUGAACAAGUACAAAACUAUACUUGUACAUCAGUAGUUUUUUCAAAAAAUGGGUGUAUUUGUGCUCUUGCAUUUCAAUGCAACAUAGCCAAGUAUAGUAAGAAUGAUGGCCAUGUUAAAAAUAAAUUACUAUUUUGUACAAUUCCUGAAAAUUUAGUGGAACUUGAAAAAAACAUUUUAUCAGUAAAUGAUUAUGAUUAUGAUCAUGUUAUUGAUUGUAUUGAGACUUUAAGGAUUAAUAGAAUGCAUGAUAAAUCAGAUAAAGUAUGCCAGUUAGAUAGGAAAUCAUUAGACAAAUUAUCCAUCCAACAUCUUAAGCUUACUUAUUGGAAUCUAGCCUUCAAAAUUAAGAAAAAUGAACAUGAUGAACUUAUUUUACAAGAGUUACAAAUGUUACUUCAUAUGCGUCAUAUGAUUAGUUAUUUUUCUAAUAAGAAAAAAAAAUUUAAUAAUGAAGACAAAUAUUAUUGUCGAACAAUGCUAUCAUUUUAUAUGAAUAAACUACCUAUAGAAUAUGUUAAAGUCAAUGCGGAUGCUGCUAAUUUGAUUGAUUCUUUUAUUGAUGCUAAACAUACAUACUUUUGCAAAACGUGUGAACGAAUUUUGUUAUCAUUUACUGAUUUUAGAAUGUUUAUUUGUGAACAUGAACACAAAGAACUCAGAUGCCCAGUUACUUUAGGACCACUCGGUAUGCCAAGUUUAGUGUGUUCAAUGUGUUUCACAAUGGCUAAUAUUAAUGCAGAAAAUCAAAGUUGUGUUUGGUGUUUUGGAAAAUAUGUACCUAACAAAUUAUUAUUUUAAGUUCAAGAAAUCAAUGUAAAUUACAAAAUACAGUAAUAAUGUGAAAUUGUUUUUCCAUAA